Neogale vison (American mink) is the source of this 2452-nucleotide messenger RNA. It is a transcript of the gene TESK1, whose product is annotated as testis associated actin remodelling kinase 1. Bases 274 to 2160 code for a protein of 628 amino acids. The transcript is spliced from 10 exons. Gene Ontology annotation, molecular function: ATP binding; protein serine/threonine kinase activity. NCBI's taxonomy places the organism in Eukaryota, Metazoa, Chordata, Mammalia, Carnivora, Mustelidae. Gene Ontology annotation, biological process: actin cytoskeleton organization; positive regulation of stress fiber assembly; protein phosphorylation. Gene Ontology annotation, cellular component: nucleus; cytoplasm. The record is from RefSeq and is a predicted model, not a curated record.
GCCCGCCGGCGCCCAGGAGAGCCACCGCCACAGCCCGGCCCAGGCCCAGGCCCAGGCCCUGCGCAGAGCGAAGCGGAGCGGCGUCUACCCGGGCCCUGAAAACCGGCGCGGCGGGGGCGGGCCCAAGACCUGCCGCGGAUCUUCCAUUCUCCAGGGCGGGAGCGGGAGCUCCGGCGUCCCGGAUCGGGCUCGGCGCACGCCCAUGGCAAGCGCGGCCUGCCCGGGCCCCGGGGACCCUGCCAUGUGAGGCAGGCCCGGGCUGGGGGCCCGGCCAUGGCCGGGGAACGGCCCCCACUGCGGGGCCCUGGGCCAGGGCCGGGAGAAGCGCCGGGGGAGGGGCCCCCGGGACCGGGGAGUACGGGUGGAGGCCCGGGCCGGGGCCGCCCCUCCUCCUACCGGGCUCUCCGCAGCGCCGUCUCCAGCCUGGCGCGCGUGGACGAUUUCCACUGCGCGGAGAAGAUCGGGGCCGGCUUCUUCUCUGAGGUCUACAAGGUUAGGCACCGACAGUCAGGGCAAGUCAUGGUGCUGAAAAUGAACAGACUCCCCAGUAACAGGGGAAACACGCUACGGGAGGUGCAGCUGAUGAACCGGCUCCGACACCCCAACAUCCUAAGGUUCAUGGGGGUCUGUGUGCACCAGGGGCAGCUGCACGCUCUUACAGAGUAUAUGAAUGGGGGGACCCUGGAACAGCUGCUCAGCUCCCCAGAACCCCUGUCCUGGCCAGUCAGGCUCCGCCUGGCUCUGGACAUUGCCCGGGGCCUGCGGUACCUGCAUGCCAAAGGUGUAUUCCACCGAGACCUAACAUCCAAGAACUGUCUGAUCCGACGGGAAGACCGAGGCUUCACGGCUGUUGUGGGUGACUUCGGGCUGGCUGAAAAGAUUCCUGUGUAUAGGGAAGGGGCAAGAAAGGAGCCAUUGGCUGUGGUAGGUUCACCUUACUGGAUGGCUCCAGAGGUGUUGCGGGGUGAGCUGUAUGAUGAGAAGGCCGAUGUCUUUGCCUUUGGUAUUGUUCUCUGUGAGCUCAUUGCACGAGUACCUGCGGACCCAGAUUACCUACCCCGAACUGAGGACUUUGGCCUGGAUGUGCCUGCUUUCCGGACCCUGGUAGGGGAUGACUGCCCACUGCCCUUCCUGCUCCUGGCCAUCCACUGCUGCAGUAUGGAACCUAGCACUCGUGCUCCCUUCACUGAAAUCACCCAGCAUCUGGAAUGGAUCCUGGAGCAGCUGCCUGAGCCAGCCCCCCUCACCAGAGCUUCCCUGACACACAAUCAGAGGUCUGUUUCAAGAGGGGGUCCCUCUGCCACCCUUCCUAGGCCAGACCCUCGGCUUUCCCGAAGCCGAUCAGACCUCUUCCUGCCCCCAUCACCAGACUCACCCCCCAGCUGGGGGGACAAUCUGACUCGAGUCAAUCCCUUCUCACUCCGGGAAGACCUCCGGGGAGGCAAGAUCAAGCUGUUGGACACACCUAGCAAGCCAGUUACCCCCCUGCCCCUUGUUCCACCAUCACCACUGCCCUCCUCGCAGCUGCCCUUGGUGACCACUCCAGAGACCCUCAUCCAGCCUGGGACACCUGCCCGUCGCUGCCGUUCGCUCCCAUCAUCCCCUGAGCUCCCCCGACGUAUGGAGACAGCACUGCCAGGUCCUGGCCCUCCCAGUAUGGGCCCCUCGUCUGAAGAAAGAAUGGAGUGUGAGGGCAGUAGCCCUGAGCCAGAACCCCCAGGACCAGCUCCCCAGCUGCCCCUGGCCGUGGCCACAGACAACUUCAUCAGCACUUGUUCCUCGGCCUCCCAGCCCUGGUCCCCUAGAUCAGGACCUGCCCUUAACAACAACCCCCCAGCUGUGGUGGUGAACUCCCCACAAGGCUGGGCUGGGGAGCCGUGGAACCGGGCUCAGCAUAGCCUGCCCCGGGCGGCAGCCCUGGAGCGGACAGAACCCUCGCCACCCCCUUCAGCUCCCCGGGAGUCUGAUGAGGGGCUGCCCUGCCCUGGCUGCUGUCUUGGCCCUUUCAGCUUUGGCUUCCUGUCCAUGUGCCCCCGCCCCACACCAGCUGUUGCCCGCUACCGCAACCUGAACUGUGAGGCGGGCAGUCUCCUCUGCCACCGAGGGCACCAUGCCAAGCCUCCCACACCCGGCCUGCAGCUGCCCGGGGCGCGCUCUUAGCAGUGGGGCCUGUGGUCUCUGGCCUCCAGCUUUGGCCUUCAGGAUGCCCUGUGAGGACAGAGCACACGUUGGACAGUGCCAGCCCUGACAGGGCUGACCGGCUGUUCUCCCCAUGUAGGGGAACCUCAGCAUGGACUCAAGGGACAGAACAUUUCCUAUCUAGCCCCUGGGCCUGCUCUCCCAUGGGCGAUCACUGAACCAGACAAAGCAUUGCUGAUACAUGAGACUAACACGUGCAAAUUAUUUAAAAAUAUUUCAAUAAAACUGCCUGGCUGGCUCCGGGCUGCCCCUA